GACGUCCUCCCACUUUAACUUUGCAUGCGCACCCCCAGGGGCACGUUGUGCAGCGAUCAGUGGUGUGAUGUGUUCUUGGAACACAGCAGAUCACCGAUCAGAGUAAAGAGCAGAUGAUUGCGACAUCUACACUGCCUUGAUGAUCAGUGUAGCCCCAUCAGUGCCCAUCAAAGCCACCUGUCAGUGCUCAUCAAUGCCACAUACCAGUGCCCAUCAGUGCACAUCAAUGCCACAUAUCAGUGCCUACCAGUGCACAUCAAUGCCAAAUAUCAGUGCCCAUCAGAGCUGCCUUUCAGUGCCAACUGUCAGUGCCAGUCAGUGCCACCUAUCAGUGCCAGUCAGUGUUGCCUAUCAGUGCCAUUCAGUGCCGCCUAUCAGUGCCCAUCAGUGCCGCCUAACAGUUCCAAUCAGUGCUGCCUAUCAUUGCCAGUCAGUGCUGCCUAUCAGUGCCAUGUAUGAGUGCUGCCUUUCAGUGCACAUAAGUGAGGCCUGUCAAUGCCCAAGUGCCCAUCACUGCAGCCUCAUUAGCGCACAUCAAUGAAGGAGAAAAAUUACUUAAUUACAAAAUAUUAUAACAGAAACUAAUAAAAAACUUUUUCAAAAUGCUGUCUUUUUUAGUUUGUUUAGCACAAAAAUAA
Staurois parvus is the source of this 638-nucleotide messenger RNA. Lineage: Eukaryota; Metazoa; Chordata; Amphibia; Anura; Ranidae. The record is from the annotation of a GenBank genome assembly.